AGAUAGAUAGAUAGAGAGAGAGAGAGAGAGAGAAUGUACGUGAUGUUCAAUUAGCAUUUUUUUUGGGGUUUUUUGAGCGCCAUAAUAAAUCCAUCAAAGUAUUUUGUAUUGUUUUGUUGUGGAAAAGAAUGGAAGAGAUGACCGAUACGAUGUGGUUGCAAAACCAAAACGAAACAUUAGCAACACCAACACAAAUAUGGAAACAAAUAAACUAUGACCAGUUCAAAGAACAACUUGAAAAAAUGAGUAUGGACAUGGUAGAAAAACAAAAAGAGUCCAAAGCCACUAGGAAAAGGUUAACAGAAACAACCAAGGAGUUCAAACAUAGUUCUUCUGAAGAAAAAGCAAAAAACUUAAAUACACUACUCAAAUCCUAUCAGAGUGAAAUAGACCGUUUAACAACUAGAGCUGCGUUUGCAGAAAGUUGCUUUUUUCAAGUGUACCAGAAACUGUAUGCUACUACGGAUCCUUGUGUAUUUAUUGCAGAGUUGGAAGACUGGAAAUGGAAAUAUCAACAGGUAUUGGAAGAAAAGAAACAGAUGCAGCAAGAAUUGGACCAGUUCCACUUGGAGACGGCAGAUGUGCAAAGACAGGAUGCAACGGUUAGAGAACUUUUAAAGCAAUUGAAACAAAAGGAAGAGGAUACCGAAAGAAAGGUGAUCAAGUGUUAUGAAAAUCUUGCAGAAAAGUCGAAACAAUUGGAGGCAGAAUGGACGGAAACAUUGAAAAAUACAAAAGCACAUCAAGAAAACCAACAGAGUAUUUGGACACAUGAAAUAGAACAAUACAAGGAAAAACUUGCCAACUUACAGACUGCUUAUGAAUCGGUACAAAAUAGAUUAUUUCAAACAAGUCAUCAGUUGGAAGAGUUGCGUGGAGUCAAAAAUACAGAACAUCAAAUACUUUUACAGGAAUUGGAACAAAGUCGUGAAGAGAACCGAGACUUGAAUAGGAAAAUCUCAGAGUUGCUUCAUUCUAAAAGUUCGAAUGUUUUGUCGUCAGAAGCAAGUGAGUCGAAAGAUUUUUAUGCCAAUCUAGCGUGGAAAGAUGGAAAAAUCAAACAGUUGGAAAAGCAGCUGGAUGCUUUGAAAUCGCAAAUGGAAGAAUAUCAAAUUUCCUAUCGUCAAGAAUUGGAAGAUAAGCAACAAGUUAUUACGAAACAGGAAAUGCAAAUCAAGCAACUGGAACGACGCUUGGAAGCAGCUCCCAAUCUUGAUGAAGUACAGAGAUUGCGCAAGCAGAUAACCAAUUUGCAAGCGUUACAAUUUGAUCAUGUGGAGCAACUCCAAGAAGAAGCAAGUGGCAAGGAACCUACGGACUUAGAAACACUAUUAAUGGAAAAGAAUCGAUCUUUAGAAGAUCAGUUGAGUAAAUGGAGAGUCACAGUACAAAACAUAGAAAAGGAGAGCAUGCAGUACCAACAGCAAGCGCUAAGUUUAGAAGAGGCUUUGUCGGAUCAGAAAGAAGUCAAUAGGAAAUUAGAACAAGCUCUAAAUGAAGCCUUGAAGGUUCGUAAUCCUUUAGGUGUUUCGGUCUCUUUAGAGAAUUCUUCGAAUGCAUCCAAGCCAAGAAUUCCGGAGGAACAAGGUAUACUAGAUAUCGUCUGUCAACAAAGAGAUCGAUAUAAACACAAGAUGUUGGAAUAUGAGGAUCAAGUGGAUAAGAUGAGAGAACGAAUUUCACUUUUAAAUGCCACUGUGGAGACACUUAGAAACGAGUCAAAAAGAACAUCUUAUCAAGUGGUCGAUUCCUCAGUUUCAGAUAAAAGAGGAACCAAAAUGGCUGAUAAAGAGUCCUUAUCUCUCAUGUUGGAACAAGGAAAUAGUAAUACUUUAGCUUGGCCAGAAACAACAAGUUAUGCUGGAGCUUCUAGAAGAUGGCUUCGACAGAGAAGAAGUUUUGAAAGGCAAGAGUUUUGACUUUUUGAAAGACUGACUUUUAUAAAAAGCUUUAUGGACUUAGGUGGCUUUAUCGUUGGAGCUUAUUUAUAUUGCGAAACCGUUACGCUACUCUGUUUCUCUUUUUCUACAUCUUCUUCUUGCAUCUCUUUGUCGUGCUCAUACUUUACCAAACAACCCAUCAACUUGGAGAUAACGAAUCCCAAUCUCUUACUGAAGCUGUUCAACUGGAAUAAAACGACUUGUCACGAACUGUUUCGAGUACUAUUUUCAAGUCGACAUACAGUAACGGUCACUCUUGGCUUUUACUCUUUCGUCCAAAAGUUGUUCUUUAGUUACUUCUUUCUUCUCUUCCUUGGAAGGUUUCUUCUUUUCCACUCCUUUCAAUUUGAGUUUCUUAGCAACAACUCGAGGUUUCUUAUGGAGGUUAGUGUCUUGUUGUUGUUUACUAGACUGCAUGGGUUUAUCGGAAUCUACUGCCAUGUUCUCUCACCGCUAUAAUAUUACUUCAUUGAUAUGUAGACUCUGCUCUCUCCUUCAGAAGAAUCGUUGAUCUCCUAUUAACUGGCCAUCCCAUUUUAUGAUGGGCUUCAUGUCGAAAGAUGAUGUUUCAAUCACUUACGCUUUCCAUUCAAGAACUAUUGCUUUUUU
This is a messenger RNA of Galdieria sulphuraria, 2549 nucleotides long. Its product is annotated as homeobox protein cut-like protein isoform 2. Lineage: Eukaryota; Rhodophyta; Bangiophyceae; Galdieriales; Galdieriaceae. Bases 129 to 1919 code for a protein of 596 amino acids. Gene Ontology annotation, biological process: intra-Golgi vesicle-mediated transport. The record is from RefSeq and is a predicted model, not a curated record. Gene Ontology annotation, cellular component: Golgi membrane. The transcript has 10 exons.